Messenger RNA from Dendroctonus ponderosae (mountain pine beetle), 2105 nucleotides. Its product is annotated as RUN domain-containing protein 1. NCBI's taxonomy places the organism in Eukaryota, Metazoa, Arthropoda, Insecta, Coleoptera, Curculionidae. The transcript has 7 exons. The coding region runs from base 286 to 1905 and encodes 539 amino acids. The record is from RefSeq and is a predicted model, not a curated record.
CACUGCAAUCAAACGUCUUUAAUUUAAUUGUUUAUGUGAUCAUGUCGAUGGUCGAUGAACUAAAUCCAAACAUUAUAAACAAAUGAAAUGCCGCUUUGUUAAUGUGUGUUCUUGAUAAGAUGCAAGUACCUUCUUUUAUGUUUUAACGUUAGACAUGGAAAGCAAAAUGCGAUGUUAAAUUAUGUCAGCUUAUCUCUUUACCUAGUUGUACUGCACAUAUUAACAUUACGGCCUCGGAGCGUGGGUAGUAGAAGUGUAAUGUAAUUUGGUUAUCACCGCUGAAAUAUGGAAGAAAUUUCGAAUAAAUGUAUGGAUCUUUCAACGGAGAGACGAUGGGACCCUUUAGGAGCUCCAAAUGAUGAUAAUUUCGAUUUCGAUAAACUUGACUUCUGUGAUGAACACCACCAGUAUGCAGUUCAAAAAAUCAGAACUAUGGAGGAUGAGCAAGAACUUCUUAAUUCAUCACUUUUUGCAUUAACUACGCAUUUUGCUCAAGUUCAGUUUCGUCUGCGUCAAGUUGUUAAUUCGCCCCCAGAAUACCGAGAAGAGCUGCUUAAAUCUCUUGAAGAGUUUGCAUUUCGCGGAAUUCCAGAUGUAGGUUUUGUGAGAGAUAAAAUGGAUGAUGCCAGCUUAACUGAAGCAGUUAGGCUCAGACGCACUCAGCAAAGAGAACUUAUUGAUAGGCUUAAAAGUCAAUUACGAGAAUUGGAACAAUAUGCUUUUGAAAACGGCGAAGCUGGAAUUCCGCAGGAUGUUUUGUUAGAGCGACAAAGUGUAAUUUUAAACGAACUGAAAACCAGAAUGAAACUUGAAUUAGAUGAAUCAGACUAUCACCAACUGACUCCAGAGUGUGUAAAGCAGCAAAUAAAUCUUGCAUUAGAUCAAUUAAUAAGUCCACUAAAAGUCAAAGAACAUCUUGUAGCACAAUUGAAGACUCAAGUUGCAGACUUAGAACGUUUCAUUGGCUAUCUGCAAAAUGAUGGGGGUAAACAUCAGAAAUGCAGCUGUGGUUGCGCUUAUCAUUCUAUGAAAAAGUCUUUUCGCAAUGAAACUACGUUAGGUUUAAUACAGAAGACUGCGACACUGUUGCAAAUGUUUGCUGUAAUGCAGCUGGGGUGUGGAGUAAAAUCUCAUUUUAGAAAAAAUGACCUUAAGAACACAAUGAAAAUUAAUCAUUGGGGAGAUUUGAGAGCUAAAUUAGAAAUGGCUAUCGCCCGUGUAAAAGAACUAGCUGAAGCAAGUGAAAAUCAAAAUGUAUUUUCUAUGCCGAACAGAGAAGGUUAUGAGAGUGAUUGUGAAAAUCAAGUGUUUUCUCCCUGCAAUCUACAACUUACAACGGCAGUGCGUAAAUAUUUGGUGCCAUGUAUUAGGGAUUUGAUUCAGCACGGCUCGUGUUCAUCCCAAAGUACCAGUCUAGUCCCUUUUAUUGGAUGUUUUCCUAGAAGAGCUUCUCUUACAAGUACACAUAUUCAUGCUUGGGAUCUAAUAUUAGAAUACUAUCACUUAAAGAAUGGAGAGAAAUACAAUUCAACCCCUGCGAGAAAAUUGUCUCAGAGUUUCAAUUUGGAUAUAGCAGGGGCUUCCCCAAAUAGUAAUAAACAGAAUAUGCUUUGCGCCAUAGGUUCUAUUAUUUCUACACAUACUCCUUAUAAAAGAAGCUUGGAUUCACAUUUUAAAGCUUUUAUUUGUGCAGCUUUAAACGCUAAUAAACUUGUGCCAUGGCUAAACUUGCUAUUUACAUGUAAUGCCCUAAUAAAGGAUUAUUACCUACCAUGGAGUUAUGUUGCAAAGACAGGAUUUCAAGACAGCUUGAAAAGUUUAGAUGUUCUAACUAAAUACAAAUUUGAUUUACCUGUGGAUUUGGCCGUUAGACACUUCCAGAACAUUAAAGAUGUCUUCACAUGAUUAAAUAAUAUUAUUGUAUUUGCGUGUAUGUAUUUUCUGUUACGUUAUAUGUAAUUACGAGUAAUAUGUAUUAUAUUUGUUCCUUAAAGUUAAUGUUAAUUGAAUAUUUGUAUCAGUUGAUAGGUGAAUGUACCCACCUAGUCUUUAACUUCACAUUGUAUAAAAAUAUCGUUAUUAAAUAAAAUAUGCAUUUCAUUUUA